Microsporum canis CBS 113480 is the source of this 2250-nucleotide messenger RNA. Its product is annotated as ATP-dependent RNA helicase MAK5. Gene Ontology annotation, molecular function: nucleic acid binding; RNA helicase activity; ATP binding. The coding region runs from base 1 to 2250 and encodes 749 amino acids. The record is from RefSeq and is a predicted model, not a curated record. Lineage: Eukaryota; Fungi; Ascomycota; Eurotiomycetes; Onygenales; Arthrodermataceae. Gene Ontology annotation, cellular component: nucleolus. The transcript has 3 exons.
AUGACGCAGAAGCGCUACCGCAAGACAAAACAACUAGACCCACCCAAGAAGAGGGUCAAGGUCAGCCAGGCUGAAACAUCCCCGACUGAAGAAGUGGUCAACAUCGACGCCUUGGACUGGCAGACAGUCCAGCCGCCGGACAUCCUCGAAGACGCAGAGGGGUUCUAUGGCCUCGAGGAAAUAGACGGUGUGGAUAUCGUCAGGCCCACGGACGGAUCACAGUUGAAGUUCUUGGCUGCGAAGAGCAGUAUUAAGAAAGUGGAUGUCGACAACAGCAGCGAAUCGCCGGAUGACUAUGAUGAUGACGAAGAGUGGGAGGGCUUCAGCGAUGCCGAGCCGGUGGAAGCAACUGAAUCAGCACCAGUGACCAUAGCGGGCGCGAGUAAAACUACAGACAAGAAGAGGAAAGAGAAGGAGCAGAAGAAGGAAAAGGCGAAGAAACAAGAUAACGACAAGGUCCAGCCAAGUAUACCGUUCAACGUCUUAGCCGAUGAAGAGGAGGAAGAGGUCGACGUAUCUGCCUGGGACGGCCUGGACCUGCGCCCCGAGCUACAGACCAGCCUCUCGCGCCUUAAAUUCUCAAAACCAACGCCGAUCCAGACAGCUGCCAUCCCAGAUAUCCUAGCAGGUCGCGAUGUGAUUGGUAAAGCUGCCACUGGUUCAGGCAAAACCCUCGCCUUUGGACUGCCUAUUCUACAAUACUUACUUAACAACAACAACAAACACGGUCAGGGUGGCAUAAAGUCUUCGUCAAAGGAGAAGAAGCCUAUUGCAUUGAUCCUCUCGCCAACCCGAGAACUAGCACAUCAGCUGGUCAAACACUUGAAGGAAGUUACUAGCUCUGCUCCUAAUGUUGAUGCAUACAUUGCUUCUGUCACGGGUGGACUGUCAAUGCAUAAACAGCAACGACAGCUACUUGACGCUGAUAUCAUUGUUGGAACGCCAGGCCGGCUAUGGGACAUGGUCAGCUCAACUCCAAAGAUACUCACCAAGCUACGGGGUAUCAAGUUUCUCGUUGUCGACGAGGCCGAUCGACUAUUAAGCGAGGGACAUUUCAAGGAAUUGGGCGAGUUACUCUCUGCCCUCGACAAGGCGAAAACGUCAGAUGAUGUACAUGGAAAUGAGGAUGAGGAAGAUGAACCUGUUGAAAGGCAAACGCUGGUCUUUUCCGCGACCUUCCAGAAGGGCUUGCAGCAGAAGUUGGCGAAACGCGACAAAUCUUUCCAUGACAACCUCCUUGACAAGAAAGAAUCGAUGGAAUACCUCCUCAAAAAACUCAAUUUUAAGGACGAAAAGCCUCGCUUCGUUGAUGUAAACCCCGUAUCCCAAAUGGCGGAUAAUCUCAAGGAGGGCAUCAUCGAGUGUUCUGCCAUGGAAAAGGAUCUAUAUCUCUACGCGGUGCUACUUUUCUAUCCCAAGCACCGCACUCUAGUCUUCACAAACUCCAUCUCCUCUGUCAGAAGACUGACGCAGUUCCUACAGAAUCUUGGCCUCCCAGCUCUAUCCCUUCAUUCAUCUAUGGCUCAAAAAGCCCGGCUCAGAUCAGUUGAGCGCUUUUCCUCCCCAACCACUGACCCUUCGCCUAUCCUCAUUGCCACAGAUGUCGCUGCAAGAGGCCUGGACAUGCAAGGAAUCGACCUUGUAAUUCACUACCACGUCCCUCGGGCCGCAGAUACGUACAUCCAUCGAUCAGGGCGUACAGCCCGUGCAUCUGCCUCAGGUAAAUCUAUCCUGAUCUGUUCCGCAGAAGAAAUAGCAGGCGUCACCAGGCUCGUUGCCAAGGUGCACCAUUCACACAAGCGGAAAUCUUCUGCAAAGGAUGCACAGCUGCACUCCAUCCAUCUGGAUCGGGGUAUCGUGACCAGACUCCGCCCUCGAGCAAGCCUGUCAAAGAAGAUAACAGAAUGCGUCCUCGCGAAGGAAAAAGUGUCUUCGGAAAGUGACUGGCUACGUUCCGCCGCUGAAGAUCUAGGCGUAGACUACGACAGCGAAGAGUUUGCCGAACAAGAGUCCAAAAACCGAGGACGGGGCAGAGGGGGUGGUCGUCAGGCCAAGGAGAGGGAAGCCAGCAGCGUUUCCAAGGUUGAGCUAGCGAAACUUAGGGCACAGUUACGUGACUUACUCUCCAAGAGGGUCAAUUUGGGGGUGAGUGAGAGGUAUCUAACAUCUGGAAGGGUUGAUAUCAACGCUCUUCUAAAGAGCGAAGGAAAUCCCGCGUUUCUUGGACAUAUGGAGAACUUAGAUUUUUAG